This is a messenger RNA of Archocentrus centrarchus (flier cichlid), 3762 nucleotides long. It is a transcript of the gene aftpha, whose product is annotated as aftiphilin a. The coding region runs from base 187 to 2685 and encodes 832 amino acids. Lineage: Eukaryota; Metazoa; Chordata; Actinopteri; Cichliformes; Cichlidae. The transcript has 10 exons. Gene Ontology annotation, cellular component: trans-Golgi network membrane; AP-1 adaptor complex. Gene Ontology annotation, molecular function: clathrin binding. Gene Ontology annotation, biological process: intracellular transport. The record is from RefSeq and is a predicted model, not a curated record.
GGUGAUCGUGAGGCAGGGCAGCAGCAGCAGCAGCAGCCGCCGGCGGACUCCACCUUCAGCCCGGGCUUCAGUCUCAGCCGUCCCGUUCCGACCAACCCGGACAGCGCCGUGUGGAUCCGAACCAUGGACACCAGCGGGCAGCGUCUGACGGUAUAGCCCGGAGGAUUCUUCGAUCACCAGAGUGUCAUGGAGCCAGAUGUGAUCCGUAUGUACUCCUCCUCUCCACCGCCCAUGGAGGAUGGCGCCGAGGAAGAGGAUGAUGAGUUCGGAGACUUCGGUACCUUCUCUGGAAUCCCGAACAGCAUCAGCUUGUCAGAGUUUGACACCCCAACCACUUUCAACCAGACCCAGGCUCUGACCGCCACCUCACCGCCUGAGCUGAUCAACAACAGAGGAGUGGUGGGGUUCAGCUGCAGCUCCUCAAACGGUGCCCACGACCCUAAUGAUCAGCUCUCCAAGGCGAACGGCAUCGUGCCAGCAAGCUCCUCAGAAAGAACUGAGAUGAAAAAGGUCCUCUCCGGCUCCCUGGACCUCAUUGCGAGUAACACAGCUGAUUGCAACGGCGGCGGCACCGAGGUCCUCACGAACGGGUUUGACGUUCAGGGAAGUCCUUCCUUGCAGAAUUCUGUCCACUCUCACAUAAAAGGAACGUCCACUGAGGACACGGGCUGCGCCAUUGUUGGCAGCCUGGAGGACGAUUUUGCAGACUUUGCUGCUUUUUCCGAUGCUGAAGGACGUCUCAGCCAGACGGCGAGCUCAGACUGUCCGGAGGGGGUCAGCUGGCUGGCUGAGCAUUGUAACACGGAGCAUGGAAUGACUUCAGAGGAUGAUGUCAGGGACACAAACAGAACUAGAAACGACGCAUCUGACUCUGAGUCCUUCUGCAUUCCUGCUGAGACGCCGGACGGUCUAAGCGGCACAGACCGGGGCUCUCACACAGAUGCUGACCCUCGACAAAGGGAUGUGGCCUUCGCACAGGAGCACGGUGCCUCAGAGGCCGCUUGCACUAACAAACCGCCCCUUCUGAACGGGGUGGAUGUAGCUGACAGGGAUGGAUCCAAAGAGGGUCGCAGUGAAAACAAACUCCUCCCGGAUGCUGCCGCAGAUGGCGAGGCAGGGCAGUCCGAUGAGAAGGGCUCUGGGAAUGAGACGGAGACAGAAACCGAGACGGAGACGUCGUUUGGCCGUCCGCUGUCCACUGACGCUCUGGAGGAGUACGGCGACAUGAGCACCACGGGCUCCGUGCCCUCGCCGCCUCUCCAGGGGGAAUCCGCCACCCCUGCUGAUGGCAGCCAGAUGGCCGAAGACGAUGACGAGGACUUUGGGGACUUUGGAGAUGCCAGCUCUUUCAGUGGUCAAGGCUUUGCAGACUUUGAUCAGUUGGAGGUCCAGCAGGAUCCAGUCAGGUCACAGAGUUCUGCUCCUGCACAGGAAGAUGCGACUGCUGAGGAAGACGAUGACUUUGGUGACUUCAACUCCCCCAAAUUUCACUCUGGCAGAAAUGAGGGGGAGGAGGGAAGAAAGUUUGCUGACUUCCCUGUGAGCGACAGUUUUGGGAAUUUCAGCUCGGCUGACGGUGGCGAGGGGGGCGCCGGGUGGAGUGCCUUCGGGGAGCAGCAGCAGCACGAGGAGGAGGAGGGGGAAUCAUGGGCAGCAUUCAGUGCGGAGCCGAGCGUUGCUGCUCCUGAAGACAGCAGAGGGCAGGAGGAAGAGGAGGAGGAGGAGGAAUGGCAGGAGAGUACAGCAGCUACAGUCAGCGAAGAAACCAACAGGACGGACAGACAGCCGGCGUCGCUGUUCAGCCGUCUGGAGAAGCUGUUCCAGAUCAGCUUUCCUCAGACCGCCACACGGCCGCUGGAGGACGAGGUGUUGUCCCUGAAGGUCCUCCUGGAGCCUCCGGAGGACAAACAGCCAGGAGCUGAAGAGGAGAAGGAGGAAAAGAAGAGGUCACCAUGCAACAGGUCCGUGCGUGGCGACGUGUGGCUGCAGCUUCAGGACAUUCACGAGGCGUUCGGCCUCAGAUACCAGUGGGGGGGCUCCCACUGCAACAAAGCACUUCUCUGCUGCCUCGGCAUCGACACCAGAAACAUUCUGUUCACAGGACAGAAGAAGCAGCCGGUCAUCGUGCCCAUGUACGCCGCCGGCCUGGGGAUGCUGGAGCCGACCAAAGAGCCCGUGAAGCCUGUCUCUGCUGCAGAGAUGAUCGCCUCGAUAGCCCAGGCACCUCCGCUGGCUCCUGAGAAAAGCUCCUGUCCCUCAGACUCUGUCCAGCAGGAGGCACUCCCACCCAUCCAGUUCGACUGGAGCAGCAGUGGCCUUACCAACCCCCUGGACGCCAGCGGAGGCUCGUCUCUCUUAAACCUGGACUUCUUUGGUCCUGUGGAGGAUUCAGGCUCCACCAGCUCACCCUCCAUCCCAGGCGUCGACCCCGAGCUGUUCGAGCUGACCACCGCCAAGCUGGACUCUGGCAGCUCCGGCAGUCGCAUGGCAGACGCCUUCGCCCGCCUAAUGUCCACUGUGGAGAAGACCAGCACCUCCACCAGGAAGCCGAGGAAGGACGAGAAUCUGAGCGAGGAGGCGGCCAAAGUGAUCGCGGCGCUGCCCGAUCUGACCUUCAUGCAGGCUAAGGUGCUGAUGUUUCCUGCCACGCUGACGCCGCUCGGCUCGCGGGCCACGCCAGACUGAAGCUCCGGCCACGCCUCCAGACAUCACCCGCUCCCUCUGCUGGCCCCGCCCAUUUUAUCAAGCUCUUCUUUUUCUUUUUUUUUUUAAAAUGAAAUUAGCUUUUUGUUGAUUUUCAGUUUAUUUCUCAGACAAAAGCGAAGCAUUUCUGAUUGUUUUGGGGGGAGCGGGGGCGCAGCAUGGGGAGGGACAGCGCACGGUAACCUGACAGGAAGUCACAUUAAUGAGUUGAGGGCAUGUAGAAGUGUGUGUGCUGCUGUUGUGUGUGUAAAUAAUCAGGGAUUCAAUGUCUUUGUUUUUUAAUGGACGCCAUGAUUUCUGAUGAUUUUAUGAGUGUGGGUGCGGAGCCUGAAGGAAACGCUGGCUGAAGCUCUUUGAAUCAAACUGAAGUGGAAAUAUAUGUGAAUUCAUACAUUUAUAUGCGUAUAUAUAUAUAAAAUCUAAAUCUAUUUAUGGACUUGAAACCACACUGCCUGCAGAGUCCCGCCGAAUGUUUCGUCCCCUCGUCUUCGGUUUUUCCUUCAGCGUCGAUUUUAAAAAGUUUUCUUUCUCUUCUUCUUCGUGAGGCUUUUUAAAGAAAUUCUGUCCAUCGGUUGUUUUAUUUCCUUUCUUCUCACCGAACAAACGCCGGCGCCUCUGCGAGCGGGAGCUCCAGCUGCGCUCUCCGUCUGUCGCUUUAUUUUGGGGGGUAAAAAAUGGGACGAUCGGCUUCAAACCGCUGAGAGUUUGUGAGCCGUGAAGGUCGACUCGCAUCAGAAGGGAACGAAGGGACCAAAUUCCUGCAUCCAUGAGUUUGUUGUGUUCACUGUUCCUGUUUUGUUUUUUCUGUUUUUGCUCAUACUACUGUCGGCCGUCUCCCGGAGGAUUUUGCACAUUGUAAAGAUGAAAUGGAUGUAAUCAUAGUUCACUGUGGCUUUAGACUGUGUGCAGUUAAACUAUGGACUGUAAUAUGUUGGGGGAAAUUCCUAUGGAAAAACUGAAUCACUUGAAGAGCCUGUCGAAAGGUUAUCGUGCAUGCCCAGGUUCUUUUCAGACUGUGUAAAUUUUACUUUUAGUGUACACAAGAAAUUAAACUAAUUU